This is a messenger RNA of Paramecium sonneborni, 559 nucleotides long. The record is from the annotation of a GenBank genome assembly. NCBI's taxonomy places the organism in Eukaryota, Ciliophora, Oligohymenophorea, Peniculida, Parameciidae.
GCAUAAUUCUCUAUGUAAUGUUAUAAGUUAUUCCUCCAUUUUAUUCAUAAAAUAAAUGAUAAGAAAUAGAUUAUAAAAAUAAAUUGAAUUUAAUACACCUAUCUCUGAUGAAGCUAUUGAUUUACUCAAAUAAUUGCUAAAGAAUAAUGUAUUUAUUUAUUUAUCAUUUCUAUAAGCCAACAGAUCGUCUAGGAUCAAAUGGAGUUAAUGAAAUUAAAUAACAUUCAUUUUUUCAUGAUUUGAAUUGGAAUAAUCUCUUUUCAUAGCUAAAUUACUUAGUGAUAGAGACUUAAGAAAUUUAGAUCCUGUAUUAUAUUAAAUUUAUUAUUUACAUAGACAUUUAUCAAAGAAUAAUUACAGGAUACUCCAACAUAAUCUAUUCCUUAAAAGGAUUACUAUGAUCAAUUCACUUUCUAAGAAUCUGAAAUGUUUCUUACAAUUAAUUAGAGUUUCUCACUUAAUAAAUGAUUAUUAUUAAUUAUAUUCAAUUUAUAAAUAAAAAAUUAGCAGCAUCAAGGAUGGAUAAUGGAUAAAUAAUUAACUUUUAAGAUUUCAAUGA